Messenger RNA from Fopius arisanus, 2314 nucleotides. Its product is annotated as long-chain-fatty-acid--CoA ligase 1. The transcript has 8 exons. Lineage: Eukaryota; Metazoa; Arthropoda; Insecta; Hymenoptera; Braconidae. Gene Ontology annotation, molecular function: long-chain fatty acid-CoA ligase activity. The coding region runs from base 329 to 2302 and encodes 657 amino acids. The record is from RefSeq and is a predicted model, not a curated record. Gene Ontology annotation, cellular component: endoplasmic reticulum; membrane. Gene Ontology annotation, biological process: long-chain fatty acid metabolic process.
CCCUUCAGUUUUCCACCGGUUGCGCGCCGAGCCAAACGGUCUUCGGACUUUAUUUAUCAUCGGAUCUGUGCGUGUGGAUGAAAAAACAUUAUGGUUUCACGCGACACUCAUUUUCCAACAAUUCUCCAUUAAUUUCACUUAGUACUUCUCGAGAUUUAACGUAUUCAUUAAUUUUUUUGUGCUCUAAUUUCGAGAUUUUCAAGGUUUCAUGGGAUUUUUACGCUUUUUCGAGAUGAACGGGUGAUUCGGCGGUCUGGUAGUGAUUUCUGGUGGAGGUGGGGAGUUGUUAAUUAAUUUUUAGUAAUUAAUCCUUGUGAUCGGGGACGAGAUGUCGGGCUGUGGCGGCGCGCAGCCGAACAUUCGCCCACCAAUCGAGCUGAAGGAGCAGUCGGAUACUAUCAAGGGUGCCGAGUACAUCCGAGUGUCAAAAUUCUACAAAAACAGUCGAGAGGGAAAAUUCAUAAGCUUCAUUCAUGAGGACGUGAGAACCCUCUACGAUGCCUUCCGGAAAGGAGCCAAAGAAUCAAACAAUGGUCCCUGCCUGGGAUGGAGAGACAGCCUGAGCAAGCCGUACCAAUGGAUGAACUACAACGAGACUCUCCUGAGAGCGAAGAACUUCGGAUCGGGCCUGAUAUCCUGCGGUCUGGCCCUGGGCCCUCAAACACUGAUCGGUCUGUACAGUCAAAAUUGUCCAGAAUGGGUGCUCACCGAACAAGCCUGCUACACCUAUUCCUUAGUAGUUGUUCCACUCUACGAUACACUCGGACCUGACGCCUGUGCCUACAUAAUAAAUCAGGCUGAAAUCAGUCUGGUAAUAUGUGAAGACGAUAAAAAGUGUAAUUUACUGUUAGAUAAAGCCCCAAGGUGUUUGAGAAAACUCAUUGUGGUGAGAGAAACGCGACCGGCGACAAAUCAAAGAGCCAAGAACCGAGGAGUUGAUCUUCUGAGGUUUGAGGAUCUCGAGCGUCUGGGGGCGCAGAGAAAUCAACCAGAAAUUCCACCAAAACCAACGGAUCUCUGCACUGUGUGCUACACAUCAGGAACAACGGGGAAUCCCAAGGGUGUGAUGCUGACGCAUCAGAAUGUUAUGGCGGGAGUUUGUGCGGUUCUUCUGCAAUUGGGUGAUCACAGGCCAUCAGCUAGUGACGUGAUGAUCAGUUUUUUACCACUUGCCCACAUGUUGGAGAGAUGCUGUGAGAAUGGAAUGUACAUUGUGGGUGGAUCGGUGGGUUUUUACAGUGGUGAUAUUAAAACACUGCCCGAAGAUAUGAAGGCAUUGAGACCUACGGUGAUGCCUGCUGUACCGAGGCUUCUCAAUCGUCUCUAUGAUAAGGUGCAGGCUGAGCUUCAAAGUUCAUUCCUUAAGCGAAUGCUCUUCAAUAUGGGGAUGAGAUCCAAGGAAUCGGAAAUAAAAAAGUGCAUCAUACGGAACAACAGUUUAUGGGACAAAUUAGUUUUUAAGAAGAUUCAGGAGUCGAUGGGUGGAAGAGUCAGGCUGAUGGUCGUGGGAUCAGCACCACUAGCUGGUAAUGUCCUGACAUUUACUAGGUGUGCACUAGGAUGUCUUGUCGUCGAAGGAUAUGGACAGACCGAGUGCUGUGCACCCAUCACAUUGACAAUUCAAGGUGAUUAUGUGCCAGAACACGUGGGCCCACCAGUCGCUUGUUGUUGUGUUAAACUAGUGGAUGUACCUGAAAUGGAGUACUACGCGGCGAAUAAUCAAGGCGAGGUAUGCGUCAAGGGUACAAACGUCUUUGUGGGAUACUACAGAAAUCCAGAGAAAACAGCUGAAGUUGUUGAUGAGCAGGGAUGGCAUCACACUGGAGACAUCGGCAUGUGGUUGUCUAAUGGUUGUCUAAAAAUAAUCGAUCGAAAGAAACACAUCUUCAAGCUGUCACAAGGUGAAUACAUCGUACCAGAAAAAAUAGAGAAUAUAUACAUCAGAAGUCAAUACGUACAUCAAGUAUUUGUGCAUGGAGAAUCAUUGAAGUCCUGCGUUGUGGCUAUUGUUGUUCCUGAUGUUGAUGUUAUCAAGUGUUGGGCACUUGAAAAUAGUAUACCGGGUACACUGAGUGUUCUCUGCGCUAAUCCGGAAGUUAAAAGGCUGAUUCAUGACGAUAUGAUUUCUUGGGGUAAAGAGGCUGGCCUCAGGUCCUUCGAGCAGGUGAAAGAUAUUUAUCUACAUCCGGAUCCAUUCUCUGUACAAAAUGGCUUGCUCACCCCAACAUUAAAGACUAAACGGCCACAACUUAAAGCCUAUUUCAAGCCUCAGAUCGAGGAUCUCUACCAGAAUUUGAACUGAUGCUAUUGAAGG